AUGUCUCACCCUUUAGCGGCCGAUAUAGUUGACAGCACCCUGAAAUACACAUCUCAUGCAGGCGUUGAGUGUUCUAUUGACUUCAACGAUAUUCUCUGCGUGUUGUCCAAUCCACCCACGUAUAGAGUGUUGUUCUUCCAGAAAACUGAACUGGAUGGCCCCAAAUCUGAGGACUUUUCCUUAAAAAAGAUCGAUAUCGACUCUUUGCCCGCAGAACUAUCUCCGCUUGUGAUCAAAAUUCCUAGCCAUCUUCGACGUGAAGAUGAGCCACCUAUCGUCCAGGUUGUGGUAUCUACUGGAUCAGGAACGGGGAAAGCCAAGACUGUCUUUGAAGAUGUUGUACGGCCCCUUUUCACACAUAUCGGGCUAGAUAAUUAUGAGCUCCACGAAACAGAAUCGGCGCAAACUAUUAUCGAGCUCACACGAUCGAAUUUCCUGGAGCGAGCUCAUAAUGGCGUUCCUCAGACCAUCAUCCUUCUUUCUGGCGACGGAGGACUCAUCGACAUCCUCGACAUAUUCUACAAAUCCAAGAAGACGAUUGGUGUAUCUCCCAACAUCGUGUUGAUUCCUUGUGGGACAGGGAAUGCCAUGGCAAGUUCCAUUGGAUUACGAUCUGGUCCGGUGCCGGGUCUUUCAACCCUACUUCGAGGCAGCCCAUCUUCCAUCCCGGUCUUUGCUGCCAAGUUCUCACCUGGCAGUCGGUUGGUUAUCGACGAAGGUCGACAGCGAGCCGAUAUCGACAGCGAUGUGAACCACACAUUAUACGGGGCCGUUGUCGCGAGCUGGGGGCUCCAUGCUGCAUUAGUUGCAGACAGCGAUACAUACGAGUAUCGAAAAUUCGGAGUCGAUCGUUUCAAGAUGGCCGCAAACGAGCUACUUUAUCCCUCAGACGGCACUCCGCCUCACCAAUUCCAAGGCAAAAUCACAUUAACCACCUCGAAUGGCCCGAACGAGGCACGAGCCCAAGAAGCAGUGGAAGGGCUUGAGCACAUGUAUGCGCUUGCUACACUCGUUCCACGACUUGAAAAGGAGUUCUUGAUUUCUCCAGACUCAGUUCCUCUGGAUGGACAGAUGAGGUUCAUCCGAUUCGGUCCCAUGUCGGCGGAAGACGCGAUGCAGUUGAUGACUCUAGCCUAUCAGGGCGGUCGACAUGUGACGGAAGAUACGGUCACCUAUGCCGACACUGAACAAGUUCGAAUCGAUUUUCAAGAAGAUGAGGAGAGGUGGCGACGCGUCUGUAUUGAUGGAAAGAUCGUCGCUGUCGAAAAAGAUGAUUCGAUGCUGAUCACUGCGCGCACCUAUUCGGCCUCCCAGACCCCAGACCAAGGUGCAGCACACCCCUGCCAUAAAAGGUCGCAAUUUCAUACCUUCUCUGGCUGGCAAACAAUUCCGGCGGAUACAAAGGAAGCGACCAACAUGUUGUUAAUCCAUCAAGUUGGCAGUGUUCGCGUUGGGGAAGUCGUUCGAUAUACGAUUACAUACACUCCGGCCGACGAUCCGAUCCUUCCUAUUCCAUCAAAUCUCUACGUGAGGGUGAAGAACACAUCUGCGAUCCCAUUGCGCGCCGCAUACCUCCAUGGCCCGUACACGCUAUACGCGGCUUGCUAUCCCUCGCAGUUUGACCCCAACACCAAAUAUGAGCGACAGGACCUAGAGGGUACACCACAGUUUGAGCCCUACCUCAAGGCCGGAGGUGGCUGGGACGCCGUCAUUAAAGUGCCGGCUAAUCUCCUGGAGGCUCACGAUUUUGGCUCUCCGGGUCAAGGCGGACCUGCAAGUGGACAAAGCGUUAGCUGGAUUGUUGAGAUACAAUCGCAGGUGAUAUUCUCAAGCAGUGCAGCGGUCCAUUUUGAACUGCUGGUGGGCCGAGAUGAAAAAUCGCUGGCAUAUUUUUCGGGCGGUGCAUGGAGUGGCGGAAUUGGCUCUUCUGGGCCUCCGGCAAAGUUACGAGACCAUUGGCUGCCUGAAACUAGAGGUAGUCAAGUGCUUGCCUCGAAAGGCGUGUACUCAAAGGCAAUCGCUCUUCAUGUCGACGAUACGACUAGUCUAUGGAGCAAUCCGCCAUUCCCUUCGGCCAAGCCGGACUCCAAAUCCGUUGACCAGAAGAACCAGGACUCGCAGCCUUCGUGUGAAAACUCAGCGCCGGAGGACUGUACUGAAGCUCCGAUUAAAAGCGCCAAGAAGAAGGUGCAUCUCGUGUUACUGACACACGGGUUGCACAGCAACCUCGGGGCAGACAUGCUCUAUUUGAAGGAGAGCAUUGACGCAGCCAUGAGAAAGUCUAAAAAGAAAGACAGUCGAGCUAAAGCUCCCCAUGUCAGCCCUGUUGGAAUGAAUGACCAAGAAACCCCGACAAGUAAAUCCAGUCAUGUUGAGGAGGAGCAAAAUAGCCAGCCUAGUGAUAACCCCGAGGAUGACGACGAAGAGCAAGUCAUUGUCAGAGGAUUCUCUGGCAAUGCUAUUCGGACUGAGCGUGGGAUUCAAUACCUCGGCAAACGGCUGGCCAAAUAUGUCCUGCUUCUUACAUAUCCCGAUCAACCAUAUUUCCCUUUGAAGGGCCCAAAGUCGAACCCAUUUUCUCGACCUUUUAGUAAUCGCAAGGAGCGAGCUCAACCAUUUGCUCACUCAGCCGAAUCAACCCCCCAAGAGAAUGCCCAAGAAUUUCAAAAUGAAGACCAUGCCUACCAGAUCACGAGCAUCAGUUUUGUUGGUCAUUCUCUCGGUGGACUUGUUCAAACAUAUGCAAUCGCAUAUAUCCAAAAGCACUCGCCUCAGUUCUUUGAGCAAAUCAAGCCUGUUAACUUUAUUGCUCUUGCAACCCCUUUUCUUGGUCUCAGCAAUGAGAAUCCAAUGUAUGUUCGAUUUGCACUGGAUUUAGGUCUAGUUGGUCGUACCGGCCAGGAUCUCGGAUUGAGUUGGACGGCGCCAAAAGUUCGAAGUGGCUGGGGGGCCAUUAUUGCUGGAAGAGGAGAGUCUCCAAAAGACGCCGGCCAUUCAGAUCCUGGCGCCAAACCUCUUCUACGGAUUCUUCCUUGUGGUCCUGCCCACGAGGUUCUUAAGAAAUUCCAACAUCGUACAGUGUACUCGAAUGUGGUGAAUGAUGGGAUAGUUCCUUUGCGGACGUCUUCGCUUUUGUUCCUAGACUGGAAAGGUCUGGACCGGGUUGAAAAGGCGAGGAGGGACAACGGACUUGUUGGAACUAUGGCCGAAUGGGGGUGGGCAGAGUUGACAGGCGCUAACUCGAAAUCCCCGCGACUUGCUCGCCCCGAUGGAGAACUGCCUUUGAGUCUCCCGGCAUUGGAGACCAGUCAUCAAACUGCAUAUUCCGCGACCCCGGUUUCCGCAAGACCCAAAGACGACAUUUUGGACGAAGAUACAACCUCCCCGAGGCGGACACAAUUCCUAGCACCAUCCAGUCAUGUCUCCAGCCAGAAAAUUCCAGAGGAGGGUGUGGUGAAGGAAAAUUCCUCGGGAAGUGCGCCUCACAGUCCCCUGGACAGCUUUUUCUCGCUGUUUCGCCUAAAUCAGGGCAAGAACCCCCCUAAUAGCAAGAAUGCUAGGAUUUACAAGCGUAGCCAGACCCUGAGCACGUUUGAGACCGGCGAUGGUGGUGGCGAUGGCAUAAUGCCCAUUACUCAUGGACAUUCUUCGCACGAGCAAGAAGGUGUGCACACGCCUCCAAAGACAACGUUUUUCGAGUCUGCGGGAGACUUGCUGAUGCCGCCUUUGCCACCUGCGGAUUUCAUCUUGGAUCCUGCCUCGCGACCCCGGACAAUCUUCCACGACCGCAUCUACCACCCAGGGGAUAUACCACCCCCUUUGCCGACGAAACGACGCACAAUAGCAUUUGGUUCACUGCAGGGCAAGCAAUCGAAGUCGGCGUCCCCCCAGCACUCACCUGCUAGCAUCACGGAAAACGAAAGUGGCCUCAAAGUCGAAGAAAAAAUCGCGAGAGCCUAUCACCGUGAUCUGACUUGGCGUAAAGUACUUGUUCGACUUGAGCCCGAUGCCCACAAUAACAUUAUUGUGCGGCGCAUGUUCACCAAUGCCUAUGGUUGGCCUGUUGUGAAACACUUGGUUGAUACGCAUUUCGGCCACACGUCCACUGCGGAAACUGACGAUUCUCUGAAGCAAAAUGUGGAGAUGGCCAAGUCUCCAGAUGUUGGUCCGACUAGUUCGGGUGAUGAGGUUGAAGGGCAGACCGAUUCUGUCGAUUCAAAUUCAGUAAAAGAUACAGAUGAUUUGCCAAAAGUAUCCGAUCUCCAUAUAUCGGAAGAUCUUUCUUCUGGCCCCAAGGACACAUUACCGGCCGAACAUGAAUCGCACACGAGCAGCAGUGACAGACAUCUUGUAUCGAGGCAGGAUUCAGCACGAUGGACUGAUCGUGAAGUUGUCGAGGAUGACAGCGAGUCUGGUUUCGAAGUGGAAACUAACGCUGGUUUCCGUCACAUAUAA
Messenger RNA from Penicillium expansum, 4455 nucleotides. Its product is annotated as ATP-NAD kinase, PpnK-type. The record is from RefSeq and is a predicted model, not a curated record. The transcript is spliced from 4 exons. The coding region runs from base 1 to 4455 and encodes 1484 amino acids. NCBI's taxonomy places the organism in Eukaryota, Fungi, Ascomycota, Eurotiomycetes, Eurotiales, Aspergillaceae. Gene Ontology annotation, molecular function: kinase activity; monoacylglycerol lipase activity.